AUGUCUGAGGAUAUGCAACAUGACAAUUUUUUAACAAUUAAUGACGAUAACUCUCUGGUACCAACUGAAGUUACAAAAACAGAUUCUCUAAGACAGAAUAAGAAAAUAGACAAGAGACUUGCAACAAGUAACAAAAAAUUGAUGGGAGACAAAGAAUGGCAUGAACCAGAUGGUAGAAAACGGGAUGUUUUCAAAUCAGCAAUAGCUCCAAUUGCUGGUACUGCUGCAGCUCUGUCUAUGUCAAAGAGGCCUAAUCCACCACCAAAGCCUAAUUUAUCAAAACUCUUUGCUACAGUGAAGUCUUCUACACAAAAAACACCUCCUUCUGUUCCUGAAAAAGAAGUUUCUGUUUUGAGUGUAAAAUUGCAUGAUCAUAAGCUUAAAACCAGCAGUAAAAGUAAUGUAAGAAGAAGCACCCUUGCUACAGAUGUGCCCAAACAAAAUAAUAAAAAUGAAAAUUUCAACAAAUCUCCUUCACUAACAGAACAAAUAUCAUCAGAUUCUACAGGUGUCCAAAUUGAUAAAGAAGAUAAUGCUCAUUCCAUUCAUUCUCAAGGUGUGAGGUCUGCUUCAGAACUGCUAGAAGAGGCUAAAUAUCUAGUAAUGCCAGACACACCAAAAAUAUAUGAAAGAAACUUCCAACAGAGCAAGCCGGAGCAAUCUGUGACUGCAGCACAGCAAACAUUUACAGCUAAGGCAAAAUCUGUUGAUGAAAUCAUUGCUUCACUGCGGUCUGGUAGACACACCACCUCCCAGUCUGCUGCAGACCAGAAGAUCAAAGGACUCUUGGAGAGAGUGUUUGGCUACAGUCAUAGCAGUAAAAGUGAGGAUGUGACGGAAAUCACAGCAGAGCAGAAACAGGAGAGUGAAAUGGCAUUGCUGCAAACUGAAGGGAAGAUAUCACUGACGGAUUCUCAGCAGAGAGCUGGAAAGCAAAUUAAAAAGACUGAAAUGUUAAAAGGAAUCAAUCAGAAACUCCAAGAGGAGAGAAAAACCACAAAGGCUUUGGGCAGCACUGUAAUAAGUCCAACGACACCUUCAGAAACAGAGCAAAGGCCAAAAUCUGAGGCUGCACUUACUUCAGCACAAGUGACACGUUCCAGACAAACAUCUUUUGAGGUUCCGUACAGAUUUCAGGAUACUCUAACCAACGAGGAUAUAGAAAAGAUUCUUGCAUUACCUCGAAAGGUUUCUGUUUCUGAUAUAAUUCAUAUAAAAGGAACUUCAUUUGGAUUAACAAAGGGAAUUUCAGCUGAUCGGCAAACGCUACUUGAGAAUGAAGAGUCUGACCAACAAACCUCAGCGCCGGCCACACGGAUUCCAAUAAAUAAACAUCAAGGACACCAGACUAUUCACCACUUUUGCAUUGCUGAGCCGAGUCAUAUAUUACCCAUUGAUUUGCAACUGGCUUCAAAGUUGUAUUAUACUCCAAGUCGAAUAGGGCAUGGCUGUAGUAAACUUCCAGAAUCAAUUCAGCUAGAGGAAUCACGUAUCUAUAAAGAUGAAGAUUUUUCUUCUCCUAAACAACAGAAGAUAGCAAAAAUUAUCCAUGAAGGAAUUCCUGCAUCAGAAGUGAGUCAGGAAAAGGUGCAGGAUGGUGUCAGAAUUUUACCACCACUUUCACCUGAAUUUCUGAUGGAAUGGCAAAGAAUUGCAGAAUAUUAUGUGGAAAGACCCAGAACUAUGUUAUUGGGAGAGUCAAUGGAAAUUUACAAAGAUGCAACAAAGCUGUUUUGGACACCGGCAUUUCCUAAGUUUGCUGUUCCUAUUUCAUACAUGCAAGAAACCCUAUAUCCCAAGUUAAAAGUGGAACUGGAUCACACAGCUAUCUGUGACUUUGACGAGGAAAUAUACCAAUUGGAUGAAGAGUACGACGCUGAUAAUGACGAGGAAAAUUUUGAAGAGAAAGCUGCGAUGCAAAGGACACUUUUCAAAAAGCACAGUUCGUUACCAGAUCUACGAGUAUUUUCUUUUUAUUCUUUCAGUGAGUCAUUCAAAAACAUUAACUUUCAGGCACCAGCAGCAUCCAACAAACCAGCACUAGAGACCUUUAGCUCCAUCUCUGAGGAGAAAGCUACUGAAUCCUUAGAGAAUGCAAUGGCAAGGCCUUCACUUGCAUGCUCCUCCAGCUCAGAGACUGACACUUUUGGUGGGUACUCUUUCUGGAUUAGGACUCAGGAGCACUUUCUGAGUAUGAUACCUAAACCGGCAAUAGAACAUUCUGAAGAAAAGCGAAGGAUAGUUAUAUAUAUAAAUUUGAAAAACACCAUUGACAAACCUACGAUUGCCAAGCAUAAAUCAUUGCCAAAUCUCCAUUUCUUUGAAGAUGGGUCUAACCUGACAAUAUCUGCUCCUUUCAAAACUAUGAUGAAGGAGGUCGAACUCCAGCGGGAACAAUUAAUUCAGGUUUCAAUGGAGGCCACCAUAGAGGAGGAACAGGCAAAAAGGAAAUCAAUAGAAGGUGUUCCAACUACAGAACUUUCUGAAUUGAAUUCAAUGCCAGCAAAAAGAGUGUCUAUUGAAAAGACACAGCCUUCAAUUGCAGCUCCAGUGACAGAAGCAGUCGUCAAAAAAAAACAAAAGACAAAACACCGUAAAAAAGUUAAAGCUGAUAUGAGAAUGUCACCUAUGUCAAGAAAGUUAGCUUUUGUUUACAGAAAACUGUCAAUGCCUCCAAAAGCUAUCAAAAGAUCAGAAUCUUCACCUACACUAAUUCUUCGGGAUAGUGAAAAAGUACCUAAAGUUCUUCAGCGAGAUUCUAGCGUUCCUUGUUUAUUUAACUUUGAGAACUAUACAAAGAAGAAAGGAGGAAUUCCUGAGGGUGUUGUUACCAGAGAGUGGGUCAGGGAUAUCUGGAACAAGUGGUUUGAUGAAGUAUUUCCGCCAUUAGAACCACCCAUUCAAAUAGUUAUCAGUAAAAAAGAUAGCCCCUUGGUUCUUAAAGAAAAAGAAUCUUCACACUUGCAUGCCAACCUGCAGGAGAUAGAACUGCAGAAUUUACAGCUUUCAACAGCACAAGAGAAAACGGAAUUGUAUCCAACAGAUUCAAACUCUGAAGUCACUCGGGCUGCUUUGCAGUCUGCAGUUAAUGAUCUAACAUAUCGCAUAGAUGUAAAGGGUGAAUCCACAGCGUUUAAUUACUGCCGUCGAGGAGCUUUGUACAGAAGAUUAGGACAGUUAAAGUCAGCCAUGGAAGAUUUAAAUGAAGCUAUUAAAUUAGAACCGAUGUUGCUCGAUAUCUAUUGGCAGAGGCAUUUCCUUUAUCUUCUUCAAUUGAGAACAUCUGAUGCACUAGAUGAUCUUAAUUUUGUGCUUAAACACAAUAGAAAUCAUGCAGAUGCCUAUACUUCAAAGGGAGACAUUUAUAGAGAAAAAGGGGAUAUCACAUUGGCAAUCAUAAAUUAUUCACAGGGGCUCAAAUGCAGACCUGAUGAUGAUAUCUAUUUCAAGAGGGCUGAGAUGUAUGAAAAAAACAAUGAUCUACUUUUAGCUAUGGAAGAUUAUUUUAUGGCUUUUAGUUUGAACCCAAAAAGAACAGAUGCUAUGAUGAAACGUGGUUUAUAUUAUUUUGAGAAUUCCACCUGGCACUUAGCAAUUCAGGACCUUACAGCACUGAUCAAACAGGAACCUGGCAAUGCUAAAGCCAGGAAUUAUCGUGGACAGGCAUAUGCUAAACAAGGAAUGCACAAGGAAGCAAUUGAGGAUCUGUCGGUUGCUAUUCACUUGGAUCCUAACAACUGGGUGGUUUUCUAUCACAGAGGCUGCUUGCUGCGAAAGAUGCAACCACAGCAAGCGUUACAGGACUUUAGUGUUUCAGUGCUUAUCAAUGAUGAUGUUGAGAAUUUGUCAUCAUUUUUGCAUCGUGGUAUUUUGUACACUGAUUGCAGUGAAUGGCAUGCAGCAAUAUAUGACUUUGAAAGCGUCCUCAAGCUUGACAGAUCUAUUUGCCUAGCUCAUAUAAAUCUUGGGCUUAUUUACCUUCUAAAAUUGGACUACUAUUAUGAAGCACUCCGUAAAUUUACACAUGCCUUAAAAGUUGAACCAACUUCAACAAGAGCGUAUGUGUGUCGGGCAAAGGCAUAUCAGAAGAUCCAUAAUGUGGCAAAGGCAUUGAAAGAUAUAACAUGCGCUAUUCACCUCCAGCCUCAAACACAUUACUUCUACCUGUUAAGAGGACAAUAUCUGUAUCAAAUGAAAAACUUUGAACUUGCCAGUUUUUGUAUCCAGUAUUAUGCUGAGAUCAAUCAAGCUUCUGACUCCUCUCCAAUUCAGCAAGCCACUGUACAAAUUUUUCUAAAAAAUUAUGACAAAGCUAUAGAGAACUUGAAUGCAAUGGAAAAAACAGCACCAUUGUUAACUUCGGUUGGGAAAAGCCAAAUGAAAGCUGGCAAAUAUGAGGAUGCACUGAACAGCUUUCAGAAAGCUUUGGCUCUUGAACCUGAAGCUUCUGAAAUAAGAAUUGCAAAUACAGUUAAUACGAGUGUAGAAAUAUAUUACCAUAUGGGUCUUUGCUACACUGAACUGAAUCAACUCAGAGAGGCAAUGGAUUCAUUUAAUAAUGCAAUGAAAUUGGUCCCAAAUUUUGCUAAAGCUUAUUAUCAGCGAGGAUUAUGCAGUUUGAAGCUUCAUGACUUUAAUUGUAUCUAUGACUUUCACAGAGCACUUACAAUCAACCCCCAAUUCUUUGAGGUCUAUCUAAGUCGAGCUGUUUAUUAUGCAAUGCAGGGACGCUAUCUUAAAGCCAUUCUAAGCUGUAAUGAAGCAUUGAAGAUUGAGCCCAGAAGUAUAAGAGCUUUUCUAUGCAGAGGAGCACUGAAAUUCUGCAGUAAGGCAUAUCGUUUGGCGAUUGCGGAUCUAACUGAAGCAAUAAACAUGAAUGAGACCUGCAUCUUGGGUUAUUUUAACAGAGCUGUCUGCCACCAGCAAAUGAAUGAUCUUCAAAAGGCGUUGAAAGACUAUGGGAUAGUUCUGCUCCUUGGCACCCACAAAAAAUUGAAUUUGAAGGUGUUCGUUAAUCGUGGUCUGUUAUAUUUGAAGAUGGAUGACCAUCAGAAUGCACUAAAGGACUUUAAAGCAGCAAUUGUAGAAGAACCAGAAAAUGCUUACAUUCAUCAUGCUGUAGCAAUCUGCUGUCAUAAACUUCAUUAUUUAGAAGAAGCUGUAAACAGUUUCAGUCAAGCAUUGAAAUUGGACCCAUUUUUUGUGGAUGCGUAUAAUGGACGUGGGAAUGUGUACAUGGAUUUUGGUGACACAGCUGGAAUAAAGCAAGCACAAAAAGACUUUGUGCAAGCACUUCAUUUAAAUCCCAAAUGUGUGAAAUCUAGACUCAACCUAGGAUACAACUUUCAGGUUCUGGGAAGAUUUCAGAAAGCAUGGAAUCAGUUUUCAAUUACAAUUGAUAUUGAUCCAAUGUUUCAUGAUGCUUAUGAAGGUCGCGCAAUGGUUAAUCUACAAAUGCUGAAUACCUUUGCAGCAUUUCAGGAUAUCAAUGCUGCAUUGAAGAUCUGUAAAUCUGCAAAGUUGUUUACGAACCGUGGAGUGAUCAGCCAGUUCACGGGUGAUCUACCCAAUGCCAUGAGAGACUACCAGAAAGCUAUAUCUCUCGAUCCCACCUAUUCAUUAGCUUAUUUUAAUGCAGCCAACCUUUACUUUUACAACAGACAAUUUUCACAGGCUCAUGACUACUACACAAAGGCAAUUGAUUUGCAACCAGGAGAUGAAUCUGCUUUGCUGAAUCGAGCCAUAUGUCGUGUUUUGCUUCGGCGUGCUAAAGAGGCGCUGGAGGACUUUGAAGAAGCUGUUAAACUUAGUCCUUAUUCAGCUCACAUAUAUUUCAACCGUGCAAACCUCUAUGCCACUCUAAAGCAAUACAAAGAUGCUGAAAAAGAUUAUUCACAGGCACUGCAUCUAAUGCCAGAUGAUGCUUUAUAUUACAAACUCCGUGCAGAUGUCCGGGGCCAUUUGGGUUUGAUUGAAGAAGCUAUCGCUGAUUACAAAACAGCAAUAGACAUCCAAGAAGCUGGAUAAAACAGAUGAUUACUUUUACCAGGAAAAGUAAGCAAUUAUCUCACAAAAUUAAGAUUAGGAUGAAAUCUCUUUGAUAAAAAUAGAAAUGAACAGAACUUCAAAAUGUGAGUUCUUGCAAAUAGUACGUGUCUCACUACUGGUAACAUUUCAUGACAAAUGAAUUUAAGCAUCAUUCAUCAUAGCAGAUUCUCUAAUGCUAUUACAACAGCGUUAAUUAAUAUCUUGGUUAUAAUGUAUA
Molecule: messenger RNA, 6265 nt
Organism: Rhincodon typus (whale shark)
Lineage: Eukaryota; Metazoa; Chordata; Chondrichthyes; Orectolobiformes; Rhincodontidae
Gene: ttc6
Product: tetratricopeptide repeat domain 6
Exons: 32
Coding region: 1-6027 (2008 amino acids)
Molecular function (GO): protein binding
Source: RefSeq, a predicted model, not a curated record